Molecule: messenger RNA, 1901 nt
Organism: Panicum virgatum (switchgrass)
Lineage: Eukaryota; Viridiplantae; Streptophyta; Magnoliopsida; Poales; Poaceae
Product: putative F-box protein At2g02030
Exons: 3
Coding region: 415-1524 (369 amino acids)
Molecular function (GO): protein binding
Source: RefSeq, a predicted model, not a curated record
GGGGGGGGGGGCGAAACCGCCGCCCGCCUCCGUCGUCACCACCGAUUGAUCGGUGAGGCCGAUGCGCCGCCGUCCCCCGCUUGGCCGGCAGCGUAUUCCGCCGCGUUAAUCUCCGCCCUCGCCGAGGCCCGAGCCGGGGACCGCUUCGGUUUGGCCGGCCGGUAGACGCGGGGGGAGGGGUCCUUGUCUCCUUGAGGCUGCAUUGCAGCACGGGCUUGCAUCUAGCGGCGCGGUUUUAGGGGUUCGAUUCGUCUGUGAAAUUGUGCGGUUGUUUCUUGGAUUCGAGGACGAGACUGCAGGGCCGACCCUGCCUGCGCCGUGGCUGUGGUUCUCUGGGCUGUAUGAUAGGUGCGUUGGCGAUAGCUCGAUUGGCCAGGGAUUUCAAGGGGCUUCUCUCGGCCUAGCCUGGAAUUGAUGGAACAGAAGAAAGCAAGGACAGCGGAGGAGCCUGCCAGGUUGAUGUGUGAUGAUGCGCUAACGGAGGUCUUCCGCAGGCUGCCUGCCCGUGCGCUCGCCGCUUGCAGGCUGGUGUGCAAGUCCUGGAUGUUGGUGCUCACGGAUCCACACUUCAUCCACGAGCACCUUAGCCGCGGCCAGCAGAAGCUGCUGCUCUUUGCGAACGACCGGGUGAGCGAUAGGUUGCUCGCCAUGGUGCUUGCGGAUGAUAACAAGUCCAUGUACCAGUUGUCGAGGCCUGCGGCGUCUCGGAGCGUGUUUGUUCACAACUCAUGCAAUGGGCUGCUGUGCCUGGGUGACAGUACAGGAGCCGUGGAGGUGCUGAACCCGACGACCGGUGAAUCUCUAAUGUUGCCAACGCCAAUGCACACAGCAGGGAGCAGCCAAUUCUCAUCCUGCAAUUGGCACUGCUUGGGGUUUUGUCCGAAGACGAGGGAGCACAAGGUUGUGCAUUUCUAUCCUGGAACACAUAUUGAUUCGUUCAAGGUGCGCUGUGAGAUAUACACACUUGGAGCUGGUGUCUGGAGACAAGUUGGGAGCUUCCGUGGUGCUCCGAUAGAUAGAGGGGUGCAUGUGAAUGGAGCAGUGUACUAUCUGACAAAGUUCCGCUACAUUGCUUCAUCGCGUAUCAAUUGCUUGAAUCUUGAGAGCGAAAAAUUUGAUGCAAUGAUGCUUCCUCCACGCAAGUCUCAUGGAGGGCAUUGUUCUUUGACGGAGCUUGAAGGAAGGCUAUGCUUGUUAGUUGUGGAUGGUGUACUUGAAGGUCCGCCUCGUACGAUGGACAUAUUGAUGCUCAAUAGUGAUGAUAAGCAGAGCUGGACUCCCAGAUACCACUUCUCUUUGCCUUGGUUGAUGCCUUCCUGUUAUUUUACUCCGAAACACACACUCUUCCAUGACGGGAAAAUUUGGGUGCAAUUGUUGGCUACAAAUCUCUAUUGUUUUGAUCCAAGGUCAAAUUCUGAAGAAUUGACAAUAGCGUGGCCAGAGCUUGACUUUCCGUUUAGCACACAUACCUACAUUGAGAGCAUAGUUCCUUUGCGUAAAGACUACAUCAAGCACAUACAGUGAUAGUGGUGUUCUGCCCCUUGUUUUCCAAGGUGGUUUUCAGUUUACAGCAUUACAGUGUCUUAGUUGUUUAUUUUUUUUCUUCUUUUAUGAACCAAGCUGUUAGUCAGCUUAAGGUGAUGUGCUACUCUGGAUUCUAUUUAGUGAUGAUAGAUGCAAUCUCUAAACAUUUCUGAGCACUCGUGCUCUUCUGGCUUCUAAUCGAUCUGUUCAUUCCUCUUUGUGCUGAGAAGUGGAUAAGAGAGAAGAGCCCUCCAUCAGCUCAUAUUUUACUCAGUAUGAUGAUGAAGAUCAGAAUUGUUUAGGCAUUUAUACCUUGGUUUGCCUAUAUCUGGGCCUCUGUAUGGAACUUCUAAUUGUAGAGCUACCUGUGCUGUGGA